Messenger RNA from Paracoccidioides lutzii Pb01, 1740 nucleotides. Its product is annotated as IBR domain-containing protein. Gene Ontology annotation, biological process: protein polyubiquitination; ubiquitin-dependent protein catabolic process; positive regulation of proteasomal ubiquitin-dependent protein catabolic process. The transcript is spliced from 2 exons. Bases 1 to 1740 code for a protein of 579 amino acids. Gene Ontology annotation, cellular component: cytoplasm; ubiquitin ligase complex. Gene Ontology annotation, molecular function: zinc ion binding; ubiquitin conjugating enzyme binding; ubiquitin protein ligase activity. The record is from RefSeq and is a predicted model, not a curated record.
AUGUCAUCUCGAUUAGAACGUCAUCAUCACCAUCAUAGCCAUCAUCGAUCCAGACACCGCGAUGAGGAUGGGGAAAAUAAACACCGUCGGCGCAAGUCUCACCGGGUCGAAUUUCCGGAGAAGGAAACUGACGAAUCCGUUCGCGAAAGCUGCCGGAAUGAGAACUUUGACUCCCGAACUGCUAGGGGGCAUUCUUAUAUCGAUCGUUCAUCGAGCCUAUCAGCACCCAAGCGCUCGAACUCUACCCGAGUGCCUCCACGAGAAAGUCAUAACUCUACUGUGGGGAAAGGCCCAGUUCUUCUGCGAAAUACUACCCAACGCACCGUGAUGGCUCAUUGGGAAAAGAAAUACCCUAGCAGACGUUCCAGGGUAUCUGAUCCUCCUCAACACUCCUCUUAUACCACAACCAAAUCAAGCUCCCCUUCCAGGGGACGUUCUACCCACCAGACAACUAAGAUUCCCUCGAAAGCACAGAAAGCUCCACCCGUGAUUGCUCACCUUCGCUCGGCGCCGACGGUAGCUGUCAAAGAAAAACCAGAGAACCGCCCAGCGCUGGUGAGGGAGGGUGGGAAGAGUCCUAGUGUGUUCGGAACUUUUUUUCGUGGCCCAUCUCCUGCUAAGCCCGUGGUGGAGAAGAAGGUUACAUGUUUGACCUGUCUCUCGGACGACAUUCCUAUCAGUAAAGUGGCGAAGCUUGCCUGUUCCCACAGAAUGUGCGGGGACUGCCUCAAACGCAUAUUUGAGCUGUCCGUGAAGGACCCGCAACAUAUGCCCCCCAAAUGCUGCACAUCAGAUCACAUCCCUCUCAAACACGUCGACAAACUAUUUGACCAGAAAUUCAAGAUGCAAUGGAACAAGAAAUACCAAGAAUACACCACAAAGAACAGAAUAUACUGUCCCGCCAAGGGAUGCGGCGAAUGGAUCAAGCCCAGCAAUAUUCACCUCAAUACCCGCUCCGGUGCCACCGGCGGCCGAAAGUACGGCAAAUGCUCCAAGUGCAGGACAAAAGUCUGCGCUUUGUGCAACGGCAAAUGGCACAUGGGUAAUGACUGUCCGAAGGACGAGGAUACCAGACUCUUUGCGGAGGUGGCCAAGGAAGAGGGAUGGCAAAAAUGCUUCAACUGUAAGGCCAUGGUCGAGCUGCGCGAGGGCUGCAACCACAUGACCUGCCGCUGUACGGCUGAAUUUUGUAUGAUCUGCGGCGCCAAGUGGAAGACAUGCGAGUGUCCCUGGUUCAGCAACGCCGCCAUCGAAGCGGACCGUCUAAACCAUAUUGAUAUGCGGAGGAGACAGGGGCAUUUCCCCAACCACAUCCUAUGGGGGAACCCGAUGCAGUUCCAGCGGCAGAUGGAUAUGGAUAUGCGACGCCAGCAAGAGGUGAGGGAUGAGCAUAUGGCCAGGCACUUGCACCGCUGGCAGGAGAUGGAUGAACAUAUGACCAGGCAAUUGCACCUGAGACGCCAGCAAGAGGUGAGGGACGAACAGAUGGCCAGGAAUUUGCAGGGUCUUUUUGGCCGUAUGCAUAUAGCUAUGCCUGGAGGUUACGAGAUGAAUCCGAACGAGCAGCCCCGCUUUUAUCCAGUGCAGAUGCAGAUGCUGCCGUGGCAGGUCUAUAAUGAGGGUUUUGUCACUCCGUUUGAAGAGACGGGCCAUAUUUUACGCGAUCAUACGCCUUCGCCACCGCCACGAGAUAUAAGAUACGAAUAUUACGAGGUCCGGUCGAACAGGCAGCCGUAUUAG